Molecule: messenger RNA, 933 nt
Organism: Rasamsonia emersonii CBS 393.64
Lineage: Eukaryota; Fungi; Ascomycota; Eurotiomycetes; Eurotiales; Trichocomaceae
Product: Nicotinamide-nucleotide adenylyltransferase
Exons: 3
Coding region: 1-933 (310 amino acids)
Biological process (GO): NAD+ biosynthetic process
Molecular function (GO): nicotinate-nucleotide adenylyltransferase activity; nicotinamide-nucleotide adenylyltransferase activity
Source: RefSeq, a predicted model, not a curated record
AUGACGAGCGAGCAAAGCGAUCAUGUCCACCAGCCAAGCCGCACUCUGUCGCCCGCAAAGGGCAGCCUGGAAGACUACUCCUUUCCGGUGCACCGCCUGAAGCAGGUGAUGGACGAUCCUGACAAGACUCCACUGCUGCUCGUUGCCUGUGGCUCGUUUUCCCCCAUUACCUAUCUUCACCUUCGCCUAUUUGAAGUGGCGGCGGAUUAUGUCAAGUUCAGCACCGACUACGAAAUCGUCGGCGGUUACCUGUCCCCGGUGUCAGACGCAUAUCGCAAGGCCGGCUUGGCAAGUGCAGAACAUCGGUACGACCUCCAAUUGGGCUCAUAUUUCUGUCUUGCUUCUCCGGACACUAACAGGUUUUCGGACAGGAUCGCGAUGUGCGAACUUGCGGUUAAUGAGACGUCGGACUGGCUGAUGGUCGAUCCCUGGGAGCCAUUGCAUAAAGACUACCAACCAACAGCGGUGGUGCUGGAUCAUUUCGACCACGAGAUCAAUGUGGUCCGUCAGGGAGUGGAUGCGGGGAAUGGGACACGGAAGCCCGUCCGGGUGGCCCUUCUGGCGGGCGCAGAUUUGAUUCACACCAUGUCGACACCCGGAGUGUGGAGUGAGAAGGAUCUGGACCAUAUUCUGGGGCGCUAUGGGGCUUUUAUUGUCGAGCGCAGCGGAACCGAUAUCGACGAGGCCCUCGCAGCGUUGCAACCGUGGAAGGAUAACAUCCAUGUGGUGCAGCAACUGAUCCAGAACGACGUCAGUAGCACCAAGAUCCGGCUAUUCCUGCGACGCGAGAUGAGUGUGCGGUACCUCGUUCCGGCACCUGUUAUCCAGUACAUCGAACAGCACCAUCUAUACGAGGACGAUGGGGCCGGAAGCACGGCGUCGGUUGACAAAGACAAGGGCAAGGGCAAACAAGCUGGGACAAAUACUGCUUGA